AUGUUGAAGCUGGUUGCAUUAUCUACUUUACUCGCUGUGGCGGUUGCACGUCCUGGCUACCUUUCACACGCACCUUUGCUCUACUCAGCGCCAGCUACCGUCAUCCAUGAGCCUGUUUUGGCUAAAGUCGGCGCUAUAGUUAAGAGCUAUCCCACCGCUGUAUCCCAUCAGAGUUCGUCGGUUGUCCAUAGCUCAGCUAUUGCCGUGGAGCCAAUUCUUGCACCGAUUUUGAAGACUACUUACACAGCGCCAUUGUUGCAUGCCGCUCCGAUUUAUAAGUCCAUCGCUCUGCCAUCUCUACACACUUCACAUUCGGCUGGUUGGUGGUAA
This is a messenger RNA of Rhagoletis pomonella (apple maggot), 330 nucleotides long. RefSeq lists its product as uncharacterized. The transcript has 2 exons. The record is from RefSeq and is a predicted model, not a curated record. Lineage: Eukaryota; Metazoa; Arthropoda; Insecta; Diptera; Tephritidae. Bases 1 to 330 code for a protein of 109 amino acids.